CUGACUAUUGUGUUAAACCCAAAGUGCAGGGUAUUGAACAGUUAGUUAAUAUGGGGCUGCUAAGUUCUAAAGAAAAGAAAAUCAAACAUGCACGUAUUUUGAUGAUGGGCCUCGAUGCGGCAGGUAAAUCCACCUUUCUCUACAUGCUGAAAUUUAAAGAAUCUGUUGCUACAGUUCCGACAAUUGGAUUUAACGUGGAAAUGAUUGAAACGGACGAGAAGUUUACUCUGACAUUGUGGGAUGUUGGAGGGCAGCAGGAAAUGAGGACAUAUUGGAAACAUUACUAUGAGAACACCGAGGGAUUGGUGUUUGUGGUGGACAGCGCCGAUACAGCGCGACUAGAGGAAUCCAAGAAGGAACUUAAUCAUAUCCUUAAAAAUGAUCACCUGAAGAAAGUUCCAGUCGUCCUGUUGGCCAACAAGCAGGAUCUUCCAGGUGCCUUGAGCGCUACAGAAAUCACAAAGAAGUUCCAUCUAAAGAAGCUGUUUUGUGACCGAGACUGGUAUGUGCAGCCCUGUUGUGCUAAAACUGGAGUUGGUCUCGAAGAAGGGUUAAGAAGAUUAGCGUUGUUUGUCAAGUCAUGCAUGCAGUCAAAAAAAGAAUCUGUAAUUGCUUUGUAAGAGACAGUAAAUCUACAGACACGUACAGUAUGGAGAUGUACAAAUAAAAAACUCCAGUAACUGAUUGGAAUCUUGAACUGAAACAAGACUGUGUAGGGAACUUAAAUCAAUAAAGCUUAUGAUGUCUUAAUACAUCCCAAAUCUGAGAGUGGAAAUGUAGAGUGAAGUAUGGCCUACAGAUCUGUCAGAAGAAGAAAAUAAUCUCUAGAACAAAAAAGUACAAAACACUGAUCAUAGUGCUACCUCGUUGUUUUACUGUGAUGCUUGUAACGGAAUAUAUUUUACAGUUAAAUAUUAUAGGAAUUGCCAUAUUUAUAAUUAUAUUCAAUAUUGGGUGUGCUAUUUGUAUAAGUGGCACAGUUUAAAAAAAAAAAAGAAAGUAUAGCCUAUUCACAAAAAUGUACUUGCAAUGAACUGUUUUUUUCCCCUGCAAUGUUGCUCUAUUUUAUUUAUUAAAAACAAAAACUUGUUAUGCUCUUGUUUUAGCUCUCAAUAACAAUGAAUAUUAAAAAUAGAUUACUGUAUUAUUUUUUAAUAACUUUUUUAAAUUGAAUUCUCUGUUGUUAAAAAUGUGUAUACUGACACCAUAUGAAGCAGGACAUAGGAAAAUAGUGUAAU
Molecule: messenger RNA, 1238 nt
Organism: Acipenser ruthenus (sterlet)
Lineage: Eukaryota; Metazoa; Chordata; Actinopteri; Acipenseriformes; Acipenseridae
Gene: arl14
Product: ADP-ribosylation factor-like 14
Exons: 1
Coding region: 51-620 (189 amino acids)
Biological process (GO): vesicle-mediated transport; intracellular protein transport
Cellular component (GO): cytoplasm
Molecular function (GO): GTPase activity; GTP binding
Source: RefSeq, a predicted model, not a curated record